GCAUGUUCGACAUUAUUAAUUAAUUUAUGUAAAAUAAAAAUAUAGUUAUUAGGUAGGGAACACCGGUUUUAAAAGAGUUUAGUUUUAAAUACAAAGAACUUUUCCAAUUAUUUUUUAAUUCAAAUUGUCACAUAGACAUUCUUAAGUGCAUUUAGUUUAAAAAAGAUCAGUGAAUAAAUUUAACUCUGUUUAACCAUUAUAAACUAAAAAGAAAAUGAAUACGGCUUUUAGAUUCAGCUUACAAACAUUUAAAGGGAACGCGUUAAAAGGUUUUAUAAAACAUGCAUCAACGUCUACUGAGAAUCCUAAAACUGCCAUCGUAAUGAUGAAUAUGGGUGGCCCACAGAAAACUGAUCAAGUUCAUGACUAUUUGCAUAGAAUCAUGACCGACAGAGAUAUGAUUCAAUUGCCAGUUCAAGGUACGUUAGGUCCAUGGAUUGCAAAACGACGUACACCUGAAGUUCAAAAAAAGUAUAACGAAAUUGGUGGUGGCUCACCAAUAUUAAAAUGGACUGAAAAACAAGGCGAAUUGUUAUGUAAACAAUUAGACAAAACAUCUCCUAGCACAGCACCUCAUAAGGCAUAUGUUGCAUUUCGUUAUGUAGAUCCUUUAACAGAGGAUACAAUCAAACAAGUUGAAAAAGAUGGAGCUUCAAGAGUUGUUUUCUUUUCACAAUACCCGCAAUAUAGUUGUGCGACUUCUGGUUCUAGUUUUAAUGAAAUUUAUCGCGUUUACACAACAAGACCGGUUCCUAGUCGUAUUACAUUUAGUGUAAUUGACCGAUGGCCAACGCAUCCAUUAUUAGCAAAAACAGUAGCUGAGAGGAUACGUGCUGAGUUAAAAGAAAUUCCAGAAGAAAAAAGAAAGGAAACAGUUAUUUUAUUUUCAGCUCAUUCUCUUCCGUUAAAGGCUGUGGUCCGUGGUGAUGCAUAUCCUUAUGAAGUGGGAAGUACAGUUCAACUUGUUAUGGAAGAAUUAGGUUUUUCUAACCCAUAUUGUUUAGUAUGGCAAUCAAAAGUUGGGCCAUUACCUUGGCUAGGGCCAUUCACUGAUGAUGCUAUUAAAGAUUACGUAAAACAAGGCAGAAAGAAUUUUAUUUUAGUUCCAAUUGCAUUUGUAAAUGAGCAUAUUGAAACUUUACAUGAAAUGGAUAUUGAAUACUGUCAUGAUUUGGGAAAAGAGCUUGGAGUGGAAAAUAUUCGUCGAGCAGCUGCCCCAAAUGAUCAUCCUAUAUUUAUUGAUGCAUUAACAGAUAUCGUAACUCAACAUUUAAAUGGGGCAACUGCAAUAAAUCCUAAAUUUUUAACACGAUGUCCACAUUGCACCAACGAUAAUUGUAAGAAAACUAAAUCUUGGUUUGGAAAAUUAUGCAAACCAUUAGCAAUAUAGAAAAAAAAAUUAAGCAAGAAACUUAAAGCAUAUACUAAGAUGGAUUUGGAAAUGGAUUUGGUG
Chrysoperla carnea is the source of this 1453-nucleotide messenger RNA. RefSeq names its product ferrochelatase, mitochondrial (gene FeCH). The transcript has 7 exons. Lineage: Eukaryota; Metazoa; Arthropoda; Insecta; Neuroptera; Chrysopidae. Gene Ontology annotation, biological process: heme biosynthetic process. The record is from RefSeq and is a predicted model, not a curated record. Bases 215 to 1390 code for a protein of 391 amino acids. Gene Ontology annotation, molecular function: protoporphyrin ferrochelatase activity.